AUGCCUCGCUCUUUCUUGGUCAAGAAAGUCAAGUUGGACGAUUUUUCCGCGGCUGAACUCGAGAGCUCGUACGGACACAGCCGGAGAGAGGAGCUAAGUCUGCGUUUCCAUCACCACGAUAAAGGCUACGGAUAUCUCAGUCCUUCUCACUAUGACGACGUGGUUGUCAACGACUCCUCUGUCAUCGCUAAAGUCCAAUCCCCCGAACACCCUGCUCUGAUCUACGGACGCAUCGAGGACCCCUACAAUGGCGACAUCCACGGAGACUCCGACCAACCGGACAGCCCCCGAUCGGAAGUUUCGUCAUCGGCCGGCGGGUACAUCAACGGCGAUACGGCGGUCAGCGAAGGUUACACGGUUGACGCGUUUUUCAUCAUGGACGGACGCUCGAGAAGGAAGUCCGGCGGGAGCAGAGGAGCAGCUCAGAGGCACACGUGUAGCGAAUGUGGAAAAACGUACGCCACGUCAUCCAACCUCAGCAGACACAAGCAGACGCACAGAAGCAUAGACAGCAAAAUGGCGAAGAAAUGUCCGACCUGUGGCAAAGUGUACGUGUCCAUGCCGGCGAUGGCGAUGCACUUACUGACCCACGACCUGAAGCACAAAUGCGACGUGUGCGGAAAGGCGUUCAGUCGUCCGUGGUUGCUUCAAGGCCACAUGAGGUCGCAUACUGGGGAGAAACCGUUCGGAUGCGCCCACUGUGGGAAAGCAUUUGCGGAUAGAUCUAACCUCCGCGCGCACAUGCAAACUCACUCCGCCUUCAAACAUUACAAGUGCAAAAGAUGUGACAAGACUUUCGCCCUGAAAAGUUACCUGAACAAGCAUUACGAAUCUGCAUGUUUCAAAGGCGCAUUUUCCCCUAUUAGCAAUCUCAGCGAAUGA
This is a messenger RNA of Boleophthalmus pectinirostris (great blue-spotted mudskipper), 882 nucleotides long. Its product is annotated as transcriptional repressor scratch 1-like. The record is from RefSeq and is a predicted model, not a curated record. Gene Ontology annotation, molecular function: RNA polymerase II cis-regulatory region sequence-specific DNA binding; DNA-binding transcription factor activity, RNA polymerase II-specific. Gene Ontology annotation, biological process: regulation of DNA-templated transcription. Lineage: Eukaryota; Metazoa; Chordata; Actinopteri; Gobiiformes; Gobiidae.